ACACACGCGAUACAGACUCUCAAGGAACAAAUCUGCAACCUUUCUGUCCUCUUCAUCUCUCUCUCUCUCUCUCUGUGUGUCUCUUUCUCUUUCUCUCUCUCUCUCCACAUUAUCUACACUUUAAUCGCUUUUUUUAUGCCUCUCAACUUUAAUUAUUCACGCUUUGCUUGUUAAUGGGGAUGUAGAUUCUGUCCACCCCCUCCCCCCUCCUCCCCCGCUCUAUCUCUCCGUCUCUGUCACACACACUCACUCACUCUCUCGCUCCGUAUUAUCUCUCCGUCUCUGGUACACACACACACACACACACACACACUCACUCUCUCGCUCCGCUCUUUCAUCGGCACCACCUGUUAGUCGUCGCCGGCGCGGUGCGGGGAUCUCGGCGGUCUGUGAAGAGUUUCACCCCCGGUGCCAUCACACAGCUCCAUGACGGUGCGUAAGGGUAAGAGGGGCGUGUCCAUCCAGGAGCACAUGGCCAUAGACGUCUGUCCAGGGCCCAUCCGGCCAAUCAGACAGAUCUCUGCCUACUUCCCCCGCCUCUCCCCCACCUCCUCCAUCUCUGAUUCGCUGUCACCCAACCAGGCCGACUGUCCGUCCCCGUUGCCGGGGGGAGGUGGGGCCUCGGCGGGUGUCGUGCUGCUGUUGCCCGGAGCGACAGGAGGAGGAGGGGGAGGGACACUCUCCAUGAUGAGCAGCGUGGACGCGUCCAUAGAGAUUGACAGCGGAGACAGCGACGACAACACGUCACUGGGCACUCUGGAGUUUGAUCUGCGUUACGAGACGGAAACCAGCUCGCUGCACUGCAUUAUGAUCCGAGCUAAGGGUCUUAAACCCAUGGAUUUCAACGGCUUGGCAGACCCUUACGUGAAAUUGCACCUCCUCCCGGGUGCCUGCAAGGCGAAUAAGCUGAAGACUAAGACGGUGCGGAACACUCUGAACCCCUCGUGGAACGAGACGUUGACCUACUGUGGCAUCACGGAGGAGGACAUGUACAGGAAGACACUCAGGGUGUCGGUGUGUGACGAGGACAAGCUGACACACAACGAGUUCAUCGGGGAGACGCGGAUCGCCCUGCGCAGAGUGAAGCCUGACCAGACCAAACACUUCAACAUCUGUCUGGAACACCCGCCUCCUCUUCCUUCGCCUACUGCCAUGAGUGUCGCUCUCAGGGGGAUCUCCUGUUAUCUGAGAGAGUGGGAGACGGAACAGCAGCGAAGCCUGGAGGAGCGCGGCCGUCUUCUGCUCUGCCUGCAGUUCCUGCUCCCCUCCACUGCAGCAGAGGGCGACGAGCCCAAACGGGAGGCCAAGGACCGCGCCAAGGGGGGGCUCUGUGUGGGCGUGCGCCGCUGUGCCCACCUGGCCGCCAUGGAUGUGAACGGAUUCUCUGACCCCUACGUCAAAACGUACCUGAAACCAGACCUGAAGAAGAAAUCCAAACACAAAACAGCCGUCAUCAAAAAAACCCUCAACCCUGAGUUUAAUGAGGAGUUCUUCUAUGAGAUCACGUUCACGGAGCUGACCACCAAAACACUGGAGGUCACGGUGUGGGAUUACGACCUGGGCAAGAGCAACGACUUCAUUGGAGGCGUGUCCUUGGGCUGUCACUCACAGGGCGAGGCUCUCCAGCAAUGGAUAGACUGUCUGAAGAACAAAGGCCAGAAGGUGGAACGAUGGCACACGCUGACCAAUGAGCUUCCAGGAUCCACCGCGCAGGAGUGAAAUGGGCGGGGCUGCUCAGUCUCCCCUCCGGUGGCUCUGACGGAUGCUGCCAUCUGAUUGGUGAACGGCUGCUGUCAGUCAAGUGCUGACAGGUGGGAAGCAAUGAGAGAAACAAAGUAAAGAGACACAGUCACUGGUGGCACGAGAUUCAUAUCAGGGAGAACAGUUGGAGUUCCACUCACAACCCUGUAAUACUUCAGCCAUUGUUGUUUUAGUUUGUUUGACACAUUCAGAGUCUAUUUUCAUGUCGUGACAAAUUCGUUUUACACAUUCAGAGUUUGUCACACACAAGCACACAAAGGUGUCACAACCUUUCAAGGCAAACAUUAGCCUCUCCAGUAAUAAAUAUUUAUUUUCGGUCUGUAUUACAUUUUCAUAUAAGUUACAUCAUGUCUAUUUAGCCUAAACAUGAGAAACAUAAUUUAAAAAGCCAUUUAUAAUUCCAUCCCAAAAAAUAUCACAACCACAGCAACACAUUCACAAAAUGCAAAAGAGAGAGUUGAGACAGCUAUGGAAGAGAUGCCUGUGGUUGGGUUUCAAUGCAAUAUGUUCUGUUGCAAUAAGGUAUUUUUUCUGAUUUGAAUAUGCUUCCAAGGAAUUCCAAGUGGUCUUACACAUGGGUGUUCGUAAAAUAUUUGUUAGUGAUUUGAAAUGUGAUUGGCUCGCCUGCUGCUAGUACCACACUGGAAAGAAAUAACCCCUAGAUACAUAAAUUAGCACUGAGAGUCUGUGUUGUUAAUCCACAUGGGACUACAGAUAGUCCUCGCAUCACCAACGUCCUCUUUCGUUCUACACGCCGUUUGCGCCGCUGCGGCCGUGACUUGGCCGUGACCGUGACGUGCCGUGGCCGUCUCCACCGUGAUCCGAUGAGCAGUUAUAUGGUAUAUGACAUCACAUUCUCCACAGAUGACCGCAGAAAGUCACAAAUCCGUCUGUCAGUGUGCAGUGUGUUUACCUCGUGAUCCUCAGAAGUCACAGCAUGGUGGUUUGUUUCUGUACGCGUGCUCACGCCCAGUCCUGACCGACUGAAAAGAAAAACAUCUGGGAACAUCUACGAAGAGCAAACCAGGCUUCCACUCAUUUAUACACACAAACAAACACGCAAACAAACACGCAAACAAACACACAAACACACACGCAAACAAACACACAAACAAACACGCAAACAUCCUCCAUGCCCUCCUCCAGCAGAGCGCUAAAUGUCCCUGUGAUGCUUCAGGCCUGCAUCUGCCCGUGUGGCAUACGAGUGGACUGUGUUUGUCCUUGGCAUGCUGCUAGACGUUCUUUCAAUGGGUGAGUGUUUCUUUUCAGAUGUGCCCACGUUGCUGUAGAGGACACCCUAGCCACUCUUACCAGGCUUAUCUGUGAGCAACGUGCCAGACCCACUGCCUCUGCAUAUGCUGUUCUGUGGCCAUGAUCCCACACAUAACACAUGUUUUUACCGUCGCAGAAGGGAUCUGAGAACGCCUACUCUGUAUUAUGUUUUAUUUAUGUUUUUUUGUUGGGCGUCAUGAUACUUUAUUAUGGUUAUGAUAAAAAAAAAAAUAUGACUGUGUUUGCGUAACUAUAAUCCAAAGUUUCUGCCUCUCUGAAACCAAGCAUGCUUUUCUUUGUGAUGGUCAAGCAUGUUUAAGGCUAAUGCUAAUCCAGUCUGUGGAAGGUUAAAUGGUGUUUCGUCUCUCUGGUAAGUGUGUACACGAUGUAGUGUGGGUAUCCUGAGCAUCUUUGGUUGUCACACAGCUUGAUGAAAAGAAGAAGAAGAAGAAAAAACACAGCGAAGCUGAAUUAGCUGGUUUGUGCUGUUUUUUUUUUCUUUUCUUUUGGUCAGUUUUCCUGAAGUUGGGAUCGAAGGGACACUUUCAUGGUUUGGAGUGAUUACAGCAAUGAAUGUCGCCUCAUUUUAUAACAAUAAAAGUCUUGUGUGGUCCUGGA
Messenger RNA from Clupea harengus (Atlantic herring), 3651 nucleotides. Its product is annotated as double C2-like domain-containing protein alpha. Gene Ontology annotation, biological process: exocytosis; regulation of calcium ion-dependent exocytosis; spontaneous neurotransmitter secretion. NCBI's taxonomy places the organism in Eukaryota, Metazoa, Chordata, Actinopteri, Clupeiformes, Clupeidae. Gene Ontology annotation, cellular component: synapse; extrinsic component of synaptic vesicle membrane. The record is from RefSeq and is a predicted model, not a curated record.